UUUAGUGGAUACCCAACAACCAUGACUCCCAUUUGGGCCGUAGUAACGUACCUCCUUCUCAAUGGAAUUGCAGAAGGGAGAAAGGGCUUUGGUCCAGGCGAGCAGGACUGGGGAUUCGUCAAGGUGCGACCUGGUGCGCACAUGUUCUGGUGGUUGUACUACGUAACACCGCCAUCGGGAGAAAAAGUGAAUGUUUACGAAAGGCCCCUGGUAAUUUGGUUGCAGGGGGGCCCAGGUGCAUCAUCGACUGGGUAUGGGAAUUUUGAGGAGCUCGGACCCAUCGAUAUCGAGGGAAAUAAACGUAAUUACACUUGGGUCAAUGAUUACAAUGUUAUGUUCAUUGACAAUCCUGUAGGAUCUGGAUUCAGUUAUGCUGAGACUAGCUCGGCAUUUGUAACUACCAACAGACAAAUCGCCGAUGAUCUUCUCAAGUGCAUGCAGGCGUUCCUCGAUAAAUUCCCAGGCUUUCGCAAAGUUCCUACUUAUGUUGUUGCUGAGUCUUAUGGUGGCAAGAUGGCUGCUGAGUUGGGAUUUCUCUGGUAUAAUGCGCAAAAGAACGGAUCGAUCAGCAGUAACUUGAAAGGUGUUGCUCUCGGUGACUCCUGGAUUUCACCGAUGGACUCGGUCUUCUCGUGGGCACCAUUUCUACUCUCAACCGGAAUGAUUGACAGAGGUGGUGUCAGAGCCAUUGAGAAAGCAGCUACGGAGACCCAGAAAGCAGUGGACGAGGGACGUUGGAGGGACGCUACUAAUCUCUGGAGUGAAACAGAAGGUGUAAUCAUGCUUGUCACCGGGGGAAUUGAUUUUUACAAUAUUCUUGAGAAGCGACUCGCCCUAGCUCCCAAUUCCAGAUUUUUCCCUGGCAUCCAUCCAAGGGUGGAUCGGGAUGAAAUUCUCAAUCGAUUGAUGAAUAAUGAGGUCCGAGAGGCUUUAGGACUCAAUAAUUCUUGGGGACAGCAGAGCUCUCAAGUCUUCCAGACUCUCGCUGGAGAUUUCAUGAAGCCUGUUAUUAACAUUGUUCAACAAUUGAGAAAUGAGACGAAUCUAGAGGUGUUCGUCUUCAGCGGGCAAUUGGAUUUGAUUGUUGCAACCCUGGGAACCGUUGAAUGGGUGGAACGAAUGCUCGAAAAUACCGAGGGAUGGAGAACAGCCCUGAGAAAACCACUGGUCAUUGGCAAGGUCAUAGAGGGCUACCUUAAGGAAUACAAGAAUUUCAAAAUGUACUGGAUCAACAGAGCUGGGCACAUGGUACCGCGGGAUAAUCCAUCUGCAACUGCCGCCAUGCUCAAACACUUGACUACUCCAAAAUGAUGAACUUAUUAUUAUAUAUUUAAAUUAAGAAUAUAAUUCAUAAUUUUCCGGCUGACCUAAUUGUGGAUCAGAUGUUUGAAUAUUUAUUGGACUCACGUCUUCUAUUCCUUCACAAAAAAAUAUACACUUAUCAGUUCAUAAAAUAAAAUAAUGUUGGCAUACGCCUGAUUAUUCUAUAUUUAAUAAAUUAUCUAAAUUGCUAAACAAAUUGUCUUCAUUUCUCAUUAGAGAAAUAUUCAAUAGCUCGUUGUUCAGUUGCUCCAUAGAGAUACAAAUAUGCCUUCUGCUCUUUUUCAAUUCAUUCCGUCGAAAGUGAAAAUAACGCUUUGACAAUUACUACAGUCAUAACUUCACUGGUGUCAAAAUUUAACGAUGGCGUCUCGGUGCAAACCACAGACUUGUUAAGUGUUUAGUACAUAGCAAAAGAAAAAUGCUUUAUCCUGUUUGCACAAUAAGCCGCCUCUGGUAAACAGUAAUAAACUGUCGGCUUGACUUCUGGUCAUGAAUUCGAAUAUGUGCAUCAUGGAUUUAUGUAUUUCGUUACGUCUGGGAAGGCAGUUUUAAGUGUUUUUCUUAACAUUCGAGGCCCCGAGGUGUCAGAUCAAGGCCGUUGAAUAACAAAAGAAUGAGGAACACGUAAGUGGGGUCAAAGUUACAUAGCACACGCUCGAAA
Messenger RNA from Fopius arisanus, 1984 nucleotides. RefSeq names its product retinoid-inducible serine carboxypeptidase-like. Bases 22 to 1311 code for a protein of 429 amino acids. The transcript has 6 exons. Gene Ontology annotation, molecular function: serine-type carboxypeptidase activity. Lineage: Eukaryota; Metazoa; Arthropoda; Insecta; Hymenoptera; Braconidae. Gene Ontology annotation, biological process: proteolysis. The record is from RefSeq and is a predicted model, not a curated record.